UCCCCCCGUUGCUAAUGCAUCGCCCACCAGACACCCGCUCCUGCAAUCUCCAAAGAAAACCAGGGGAUCGAGAGUAGUUAAGGUAUGGCAGCGGCCGCAGGUGCUAGUAGUAGUAAUGGUGGUGGUGGUGGUAGCAGCACUAGUAGUGGUCGGAAGGAGAUGGAUCGGAUAAAGGGGCCGUGGAGCCCGGAAGAGGACGAGGCGCUGCAGAGGCUGGUCGAGAAGCACGGGCCCAGGAAUUGGUCCCUUAUCAGCAGGUCCAUCCCCGGCAGGUCCGGCAAGUCUUGCAGGCUCCGGUGGUGCAACCAGCUCUCCCCUCAGGUGGAGCACCGAGCCUUCUCCCCCGAGGAGGACGCCACCAUCAUCGCCGCCCACGCCCAGUACGGCAACAAGUGGGCGACCAUCGCCCGCCUCCUCUCUGGCCGCACCGACAACGCCAUCAAGAACCACUGGAACUCCACCCUCAAGCGCAAGUGCUCCUCCCCCUCCGCCGACCCUUCCUCUUCCUCCGCCCCUUCCAUUCCUCCCCCUGCCAAGCGCUCCAACAGCUCCGGCGCUUCUGCCGCCGUCCUCUGCCUGACUCCCGGAAGCCCGUCCGGUUCCGACGUCAGCGAUUCCAGCCUCCCCCUCACCGCUCCUCCUCCUCCUCUUGCUCCUCCUCCUUCUCCAUCUCCUCCUCCUCCCCCUUCCUCUAACGUUUUCCGUCCCGUGCCGAGGGCCGCCGUCCCGCCGCCUUUUCACCUGGAAGCGACCAGCUCCACCGACGACCCCGCCACCUCCCUCAGCCUCUCCCUCCCCGGUGCUCAGCCGGAUUCCUGCGAUUCGGCUUCUGCCGGGUCUCCUGUUCCGGCCCACCAUCCGCUCCCGGCGGCGCCCCGCCGCCCGUGCGGCGGCAGCGGCGAUCUCAGCGCCUUCGGAGCGGCUUCAGAUAAGCCCUUCUCGUUCGGGCCGGAUUUCGUGGCUCUGAUGCAGGACAUGAUCGCGAAGGAGGUGCAGAAGUACAUGUCCCUGAUUCAGAUCAACGGGGGAGGGUUCGAUCCGGCGGGGUUUGGCUUGAUGAACGCCGCCGUCAAGAGGAUUGGCAUCAGCAAGUUGGAGUGAGCAAGGUGGAUUCGGAACAAAGUUGGGAUCUUUUUUCAUCGUUCUACAGUUUGGUUCUGUACAGCGAAGGACGUGGCGGUGAAGAUGACGGAAGGUCGAGAACAAGAGAUCCCCAUUGUGGGGGGUCGGCAGCAAGAUGCCGUACAUAGAUCCAGCCAUCGUCACUCAAACAUCACGCUCGAGCGUGAUGGUUUUCAGUUUCUUUCGUUUACUUUUUCCUUGUUCUUUUUCUCCUUCCUUAAUCAUUCUGAUAAGAGGAAAACCCCAGGCCUUUCAUGGCAGUACAAAGAAGAAAAAAUGAUGAAAAUUUUCCGAGCAGGAAAAUCCCCAAUAGAUCCAAGAGAAAAUAAAAGAGAAAUUGAUGCA
Molecule: messenger RNA, 1467 nt
Organism: Nymphaea colorata (pocket water lily)
Lineage: Eukaryota; Viridiplantae; Streptophyta; Magnoliopsida; Nymphaeales; Nymphaeaceae
Product: transcription factor MYB44-like
Exons: 1
Coding region: 85-1101 (338 amino acids)
Biological process (GO): regulation of DNA-templated transcription
Cellular component (GO): nucleus
Molecular function (GO): DNA-binding transcription factor activity, RNA polymerase II-specific; RNA polymerase II cis-regulatory region sequence-specific DNA binding
Source: RefSeq, a predicted model, not a curated record